AUGGUAGAUUGGUGUGUACGAUUCGAGCUGCAAGGGCGGGAAUUGAAAACCUUGUCAUACCAGAUGAAAAAGCGAUUGAAAAGGCUUACAAAACCGCUCGUGCUUCUGAAGGCAAACCUCACUUUCCAAGCGUGCAAUCUUCUCAACAGAAGUCAUUUGUGGAUUUAUAAGAAGCUAGGACAUGACUUGUCGUGGCUUUCUAUGAAUGUGGGAACGAAAACAUCAUUUGUGCAUCAAAAAAAAAAUGAAGACGAGUCUAGGAAGUAUUUGAUGAAAGUCAUCCUUUCUCCUGAGUCUGUGGCAGUUUUGAUCAUUUGUAGGAGCAGCGAAUCGGUCGCCGAUAAGGGAUCAGAGUGGAAAUAUCGUCAGUUGGCGAGUUGGCGAAUUGGAAUGGGAGGCUUGGAUGCGGGUUUUGGACCAUGCUGUAUGUUUCGCUUUUGAGU
This is a messenger RNA of Cylicostephanus goldi, 443 nucleotides long. The record is from the annotation of a GenBank genome assembly. Lineage: Eukaryota; Metazoa; Nematoda; Chromadorea; Rhabditida; Strongylidae.